CACACACGAAAAUAUUUUUAUACAAUAGAAUUAUAAAUCUCAUUCAAAAUAAAUUAACAAAAUUUCGUUGCUAGAAAGUAAAACACGUUCUAUAACCAAUUUUGAAUCUUUAUAUAUACAUAUAUUUGCCCAAUAAGUGCUGUUUUGGCUGAAUUGAAUUUAGAAACUACUAGUAAGUAUAUUAUAUAUGCAGAAAGUUUAUUUGUUUUUCAAAAUAUAGGACAUGGCUGUAAAACAAAAUAGUGCGGAAAACUCAAAUCAUGCUUCAUCAGCUAAAAAGCAGAAAAGCUCGAAACAAAACCAGCAACCUAAACAUGAAAAAAUUAAUCCCCAGGCUGGAAGUUCGCAAAAUUGUAGUAUAAACAAUGAAGUCAACAAAGAGAAUCGUUAUGAAAAUGUUAGCAAUCAUUUAACCAUCGAAAUGAUUCUAAUGUGUUUUGAAAAAGUGCAUAAAAAACAGGAUGAUUUGACUUUAAAUGAAACUUUGAAUUAUUGUUCAGAUUUUAUACGAAAAAUGGCAGAAUUGCCAGAGCCUCAUGAUGCAUCUGAAAUUAAGUUAUUUAAAGAGAAUAUUCAGGGAAUUGGCAAGCUGCUUGAAGGCAUUGCUUCAUACAAUCGAGAGCAUACUCAAAAUUUCUAUUUAAAAUAUUUAAACGUUGUUUGUGAGCUAAUAGCUACAGAUGGAUUUGAUCCAUGUUAUGCUAUUGCCAUUAUUUUUCAGUUAUUUCCUGAUGAUUUCAUUUUAAAUGCAGUUAUAUUACCAUUAAUAACGCGAACUCAGAAUGAUGAGAGAAUUAUAAAGAAAAGUGUUCGCAUUUUAUGCGAUUGGUUGAGAAAAUGUACAUUUUGUUCUAAUUUAAACUUGUGGAUAUUAGCAAUAUUUAGUGAACUUAAAAAAGAUGUAACUAAAUAUAAUUUGCUCAUCGAAACAUCUCUUUUAGUAAUUGAGCCCCUUACAAUUGCUUUAAUUAUACCUAUUCUCAGGCCUAAAGUUUAUCCAAUAGUGUUUGAAAUUUUGACUUCAUUUAAGGAUUCGCCUGUUGUUUUUCAUAAAACGGUUACAAGAAUGCCUUUAGUACUGAAACAGUUGAAAAAAGAAUGUGAAACGACCACAGAAAAUCAGCAACAGACAAAAAAAAUAUUUCAUGAACUAGUAGAUUUAAUGGCAGCCUUAACGGAAAAUUUUCCAAAUCAUCAAGACUUGUAUAAACAAUUGAAUGAAAUUAUUCUGCAGUGUCAAAAAUCAUAUGAAUACAGAUCCGCUUUAAUUGGUGGGAAUUCAUUAUACCUUAGCGAUCCCCAAAUGGAUUAUAAUAACGCAGUUAUUCUAAAUAAUCCAAAAGUUGGUUUAGUUAAUCUUGGAAACACUUGUUAUAUGAACAGCGUUUUACAAGCAUUGCUUAUGACAAAGGAUUUUUGUCGGGAUAUAUUGCUUUUGAAGUCGAAAACGCAGAUUUUGUACAAAAUACAACAAUUUUUCGCAUUACUAUUGCAUUCAUCCCGACCAGAACUGACACCUUCAGUUAUAUUGCAAGUUGCAAGACCUCCAGGAUUUUCUCCAGGGUUUCAGCAAGAUAGUUCUGAAUUUUUAGGUUAUUUCUUGGAAACAUUACACGAACAAGAAUUGAAGUCUAUUAAGGCAGGUGAACAAUUAUUGAAAAGCCACAAUGAUAAAUUAGGUGAAAACAAAUUAGCAAUUGCUCAAAACGAGCAGCAGAUCAAUGGCGCUGUAGCUGAAAACUGUGAUGUUGAUGUAAUAGAUAGCGUAGAAAUAUCAAAAGGAGUAAAGCUAGAAGAUAAUCUAACUUUGGAAAUGGAAAUUGAUGAAAUACCAAAUAAUAAUGAAAUUGACGUUUCAAAAUCUAAAGAUCUUAUACUCACCACGAUUGACAAAAACUUUACAGGAAAAAUUGUUACAACUUAUAAAUGUUUAGUGUGUGAUUUUGAAUCAAAAAAUAUUGAUUCAUUUAGAGAGUUACAGUUGUCAUUUCCUGAUCAAAAACAUAUUGAGGAUGGAUUUCCACUUACUUCACAUUCUUCUGAUAAUAGUAACAGUUAUUCUAUUCAAAAUUUAUUAGAUUUUCACUGUUCGACCGAAAAACUUAAUGGAGAUAACCAAUACUUCUGCGAGAAAUGUAAAAAAUUGUGUGAUGGUGAGCGAUCACAAAAUUAUGUUAUACCACCAAUUAAUUUAAUUGUGACACUUAAGCAAUUUAAAUAUGAUCAAAAAUAUAACAUGAGAGCAAAACUAAUGCAUAGAAUUCAUCUAAAUCAAAAUUUAUCUUUAAAUAUAAUUUCGCAAAACGAUAACAACAAAAUAGAAACCAUUGAUUAUUGUAUGUAUGCUGCUGUAGUUCACACUGGUUUUAAUAUGGAUUCUGGACAUUAUUAUACAUAUGCAAAAGAUGCCAAAAAUCCAACGAAUAUAGAUCCAAAUGGUGAAUUAGAUCAAAUUUGGUUUAAAUUUAAUGAUAAUUAUGUAACAGAAUGUAGUGAAAUAGAAUUAUACAAUAUAAAUCCACCAAAUACCCCUUAUAUAUUAUUUUAUAGAAUGAAAUCACGAAGUCGAUUAGAUGGUUGCAAAACUGAAAUUAAACCUUCUAUUUGCCCAUUUUUGGAUGAACUACCCUUACCUUUAAAAAAUUAUGUCAACGAAGAUAAUGUGGAAUACAAAGCUGAAAAGGAACGCUGUACACAACCGGAUAAAGUUAGGUUAAUAUUGCGUUUAGAUUAUUAAUCUUUUAUAUGCAAUUAAUAAUGUCAAUAUUAAUGACGACUGUAGGAGUAAUAAUAACUAAAUAAGUAGGGGUGGAUCAUUUUGAAAAAUUUAUCUGACCAUCACGUAAUUGUUGGUGAUAAUGCGCUUGGCAAUAACUUCUAACUUAAUUUAUUCAUUUGUGUAAAAAUAUGAAUUUUUAAAAAGAAUCGUAAAUAUACAUAUAUUGUUUUAAACAUA
Condylostylus longicornis is the source of this 2956-nucleotide messenger RNA. RefSeq names its product ubiquitin carboxyl-terminal hydrolase 38 (gene DUBAI). The transcript is spliced from 7 exons. Gene Ontology annotation, cellular component: cytosol; nucleus. Gene Ontology annotation, biological process: protein deubiquitination. The record is from RefSeq and is a predicted model, not a curated record. Gene Ontology annotation, molecular function: cysteine-type endopeptidase activity; cysteine-type deubiquitinase activity. NCBI's taxonomy places the organism in Eukaryota, Metazoa, Arthropoda, Insecta, Diptera, Dolichopodidae. Bases 224 to 2737 code for a protein of 837 amino acids.